GGGGCCGGAGGUUUCGAUUAGUUGUCCCUGCCGCUGGGGAAGGUAAAGCGUCGACGGCGGCUUCUGGAGCAGUGGGGUCCCCGGCUGGAGGUGGGGACUCAGCGGGGAACUCAUUUAAUGCUUCAUUAUUAGAACAAAUAUGUGAAAAUUCCUGUCAACUGUUGAGAAUUUUUUCCUUUGGAUAUUAUUUCCUCCACUUACUGCAUAAAUUUCUUAGAAAUUUUUUUUUUUGGUGCCAUGUUCUGUGGCUUACAUCAAAAGAGGAGUUUGUCUUCAUGAAGAUUCCUAACAUUGGUAAUGUGAUGAAUAAAUUUGAGAUCCUUGGGGUUGUAGGUGAAGGAGCCUAUGGAGUUGUACUUAAAUGCAGACACAAGGAAACACAUGAAAUUGUGGCAAUCAAGAAAUUCAAGGACAGUGAAGAAAAUGAAGAAGUCAAGGAAACGACUUUGCGAGAGCUUAAAAUGCUUCGGACUCUCAAACAGGAAAACAUUGUGGAGCUGAAGGAAGCUUUUCGUCGGAGGGGGAAAUUAUACCUGGUGUUUGAAUAUGUUGAAAAAAAUAUGCUUGAGUUGCUGGAAGAAAUGCCAAAUGGGGUUCCACCUGAAAAAGUAAAAAGCUAUAUCUAUCAACUAAUCAAAGCUAUUCACUGGUGCCAUAAGAACGAUAUUGUCCAUAGAGAUAUAAAGCCAGAAAAUCUCUUAAUCAGCCACAAUGAUGUUCUGAAACUAUGCGACUUUGGUUUUGCUCGGAAUCUAUCGGAGGGCAACAAUGCUAAUUACACAGAGUAUGUGGCCACCAGGUGGUAUCGAUCCCCAGAACUGUUACUUGGAGCUCCCUAUGGGAAGUCUGUAGACAUGUGGUCAGUGGGCUGUAUUCUUGGGGAACUUAGUGACGGACAGCCCUUAUUUCCUGGAGAAAGCGAAAUUGACCAACUUUUUACUAUUCAGAAGGUGCUAGGACCACUUCCAUCUGAGCAGAUGAAGCUCUUCUAUAGUAAUCCUCGCUUCCACGGGCUCCGGUUUCCGGCUGUGAACCACCCUCAAUCAUUGGAGAGAAGAUAUCUUGGAAUUUUAAAUAGUGUUUUACUUGACCUAAUGAAGAAUUUACUGAAGUUGGACCCAGCCGACAGAUACUUGACAGAACAGUGUUUGAAUCACCCUACAUUUCAAACCCAGAGACUUUUGGAUCGGUCCCCUUCAAGGUCAGCCAAAAGGAAACCUUAUCAUGUGGAAAGUAGCACGUUGUCUAAUAGAAACCAAGCCAGCAAAGGUGCUGCUUUACAGUCUCACCAUAGAUCCAACAGCAAGGACAUUCAGAACUUAAGUGUGGGUCUACCCCGGGCUGACGAAGGCCUUCCUGCCAAUGAAAGCUUCCUGAAUGGAAACCUUGCUGGAGCUACUCUUAGUCCAAUGCACACCAAAACCUACCAAGCAAGCACCCAGCCUGGGUCUGCCAGCAAAGAUCUCACCAACAACAACAUACCACAUCUUCUCAGUCCAAAAGAAGCCAAGUCCAAAACAGAGUUUGACUUUAAUAUUGAUCCGAAGCCUUCAGAAGGCCCAGGCACAAAGUACCUCAAGUCCAGCAGCAGAUCUCAACAGAACCGACACUCAUUCAUGGAAAGCUCUCAGAGCAAAGCUGGGACACUGCAGCCUAGUGAAAAGCAGAGUCGGCACAGCUACAUUGACACCAUUCCCCAGUCCUCCAGGAGUCCCUCCUACAGGACCAAGGCCAAAAGCCAUGGGGCAUUGAGUGACUCCAAAUCUGUGAGCAACCUUUCCGAAACCAGGGCUCAAAUCACAGAUACCAAUACCAGUAGGUACUUCCCAUCCAGCUGCUUGGACUUGAACUCUCCCACCAGCCCAACUCCCACCAGGCACAGUGACACGAGAACUUUACUCAGCCCUUCAGGGAGAAAUAAUCGAAAUGAGGGCACUCUGGACUCACGCAGAACCACAACUAGGCAUUCCAAAACAAUGGAGGAGUUGAAGCUGCCCGAACACAUGGACAGCAGCCAUUCCCAUUCGCUGUCUGCACCUCAUGAGUCCUUCUCUUAUGGGCUAGGCUAUACCAGCCCCUUCUCUUCUCAACAGCGUCCUCAUAGGCAUUCCAUGUAUGUGACCCGGGACAAAGUGAGAGCCAAAGGCUUGGACGGAAGCUUGAGCAUAGGGCAAGGGAUGGCGGCCAGAGCCAACAGCCUACAACUCUUAUCACCUCAGCCUGGAGAACAGCUCCCUCCAGAGAUGACUGUGGCGAGACCUUCUGUCAAAGAGUCCUCCAGAGAAGGCACCUCUUCAUUCCACACUCGUCAAAAGUCUGAGGGUGGAGCGUAUCAUGACCCACAUUCUGACGAUGGCACAGCCCCCAAAGAAAACAGACAUCUGUACAAUGAUCCUGUCCCCAGAAGAGUUGGCAGCUUUUAUAGAGUGCCUUCUCCACGACCAGACAAUUCUUUCCAUGAAAAUAACGUGUCAACCAGAGUUUCUUCCCUACCAUCUGAAAGCAGUUCUGGAACCAAUCACUCAAAAAGACAACCAGCAUUUGAUCCAUGGAAAAGUCCCGAAAAUAUUAGUCAUUCUGAUCAACUCAAGGAAAAGGAGAAGCAAGGCUUUUUCAGGUCAAUGAAAAAGAAAAAGAAGAAAUCUCAAACAGUGCCCAAUUCUGAUGGCCCCGACCUUCUGACAUUACAGAAAGCCAUUCACUCUGCUAGCACUUCAAGCAGCAGACCAAAGGAGUGGCGUCCUGAGAAGUUCUCAGAUCUACAGAUCCAAAGCCAGCCGUUAAAAUCACUGCGCAAGCUGUUACAUCUCUCUUCGGCCUCAAAUCAUCCGGCUUCCUCAGAUCCCCGCUUCCAGCCCUUAGCAGCUCAACAAACCAAAAAUUCCUUCUCAGAAAUUCGGAUUCACCCCCUGAGCCAGGCCUCUGGUGGGAGCACCAACAUCCGGCAGGAGCCCACACCAAAGGGCAGGCCAGCCCUCCAGCUGCCAGGUCAGAUGGAUCCUGGUUGGCACGUGUCCUCUGUGACCAGGAGUGCCACAGAGGGGCCUUCCUAUUCUGAACAGCUGGGUGCCAAGAGUGGGCCAAACGGGCACCCAUAUAACAGAACAAAUCGCUCACGAAUGCCAAAUCUGAACGAUUUAAAAGAGACGGCCUUGUAA
This is a messenger RNA of Urocitellus parryii (Arctic ground squirrel), 3158 nucleotides long. RefSeq names its product cyclin dependent kinase like 5 (gene Cdkl5). Gene Ontology annotation, cellular component: dendrite cytoplasm; nucleus. Gene Ontology annotation, molecular function: ATP binding; protein kinase activity. NCBI's taxonomy places the organism in Eukaryota, Metazoa, Chordata, Mammalia, Rodentia, Sciuridae. The record is from RefSeq and is a predicted model, not a curated record. Gene Ontology annotation, biological process: regulation of dendrite development; protein phosphorylation; positive regulation of axon extension.